CCGGUUAAACAAUAACGCUUUAUUAUAUGUUAUUAUUAUUUUCUGAAAAUAAAUAUUUAAUAUUAAUAUUUGUAAUAUAUAUUCAAAAAUGGGUCUUUUAGUUCGACAAAUUUGUAAUAUAUUAAAAAAAAUGCCUGGAACUCCUAAUAAGAUUUACAAAAGACCAUUUACAGUCUGCGUAGAAGGUAAUAUUGGAAGUGGAAAGACUACUUUUUUAAAUCAUUUCAAAAAUUAUGAUAAUGCGGUGGUUUUACAAGAACCUGUAGAACUAUGGCGUGAUGUUGCAGGAGUUAAUCUAUUAGAUCUUAUGUAUAAAGAUCCAAAGCGGUACGCUUUUCUAUUCCAAUCUUAUGUACAGUUAACGAUGCUUCAAUUACAUACUUAUAAAACACAAUCACCUUACAAAAUCAUGGAGAGAUCGGUUUACAGUGCAAGAUUGUUUAUAGAAAAUAUGAAACGUAGUAAAAUGUUGCAAGAUAUUGAAGUUAUUGUUUUAGAAGAUUGGUACAAUUGGUGUAUAACAAGUGCUAACAUAGAAACAGACAUGAUAAUAUAUUUAAGAACAAGUCCAGAAGUUGUUUACCAAAGAAUGCGUAUACGAGCUCGUAAAGAGGAAAAUGCUGUAUCAUUGGAAUACUUGCAACAAAUUCAUCAAAUACACGACGAAUGGCUACUACAACAAAGCUUGUUUUCUUUGCCAGCACCAGUCGUUGUCUUAGAUGGAAACAAGAGCAUUAACGAAAUGGUUGAUGAAUUUGAAAAAUGCAAAAGUACCAUUUUUUCGGAUAAAAAUCAAAAAGCAAAUAAAAGUGAAAUAAUAACAACAACAACAAAUACAACUUUCUCACAGGCAAAAUUGGAUUAUUAGAAAUAAAAUAUAAAUAAUGUAGGUAUUAAAAAUUUCUGCAUUUAAUAAUUUAAA
Polistes dominula (European paper wasp) is the source of this 922-nucleotide messenger RNA. RefSeq names its product deoxynucleoside kinase (gene dnk). Gene Ontology annotation, molecular function: ATP binding; deoxynucleoside kinase activity. The record is from RefSeq and is a predicted model, not a curated record. Gene Ontology annotation, biological process: nucleobase-containing compound metabolic process. Gene Ontology annotation, cellular component: cytoplasm; mitochondrion. NCBI's taxonomy places the organism in Eukaryota, Metazoa, Arthropoda, Insecta, Hymenoptera, Vespidae.